GUAACAGCUGGAGGAUGAGUGCGGAUCAGAGUCAGUCGACACUGGAGGCCCGACUGGAGGCCCUGCAGUGUCACUUCACCUGGGAUCUGGAUCCCAGCAGGUCCAAACUUUUCCGUCUCAGAGACAAACUGGAGGACAUCGGCACCGAGGAGGGAUACAGCUGGCUGGGUCACAUUUACAACCUGCAGGGGUACACCCACUACCAGCUGAGGCUCACUGAGGAUGCCCAACGCUUCUUCGGCAGGGCUGCAGAGGCCUUCCGCCAGGUGAAAAACACCGUCUCAGACGAGGGUCCCUGGUUAGUGGUGAACUACGGGAACCUAGCUUGGCUGCACUACCACGAGGGAGAACAAGCAGAGAGUCAGGCGUACCUGUCAAAGAUCGACACACUGAUGAAUGAAUAUCCAUCUCCAUCCCAGGACGAGCUCCAUCCAGAGAUCUACGCUGAAAAAGCCUGGACCCUGAUGAAGUUCAGCGCGGACAAAAAGCUGCUGGCUGCAGAUUACUUCCAGAGAGCCAUCAGGAUGCAGCCGGACAUGGUGGAGUGGCACACCAGCCAUGUCUUAGCGUUAGUGAGUGCUUAUGACCACCACAACAAAGAGCUGGAGGCUGACAUCUUGGGGAAAAUGAAAGUCGCCAGGGAACAUGAUCCAGAGAACUUGUACCUUGCUGCUCUUCACAUUGAGGCCUGCGCUAAGAAAGGGAAAAAAGUACAAGCUGAAGCACGUGAGUUGGCCAGAAGAGUUUUAAGAAAGCCCGUCAGCAGCUAUAGUGGCAUCAAACCAUUACUGAGGCUGUACAGAAUCCAUGUAUCUAUGGAUGAGGCUAUUGAUCUGGCAGAGGAGAUUCUGGAAAGACAUCCAGAUGAGCGUUAUCUGAAAAGGUGCACUGCAAUCUGCUACAAGAGGAGGAUCCUUCUACACAAGGACAAUCCCCUGGAGCACAGCUUGAUCAACAGAGCAAUCAGUCUCUGUCGGGAAGUGAUCUCUCUUUACCCUCAGUCUUCACUUAAAAGAAAAAUAUCUCUUGCAAACAUAUACGGACACUCGAAUCACCAAGAUGAAGCUGACCAGAUAUACGAAGAACUGCUAGGAAGUGAUCUGGAUCCUGAAGGGUCACAGAUGCUUUUCAACUACUAUGCAAAGUAUGUACAUUUCAUUCGAAAGGAGAGCUACAGGUCCAUAGAAUAUCACAUGAGGGCAGCAAAGAUACCGUUUCAAUCUUACUUUCGUGAGAACAGCAUCAGAAUACUGGAGAAGAUUAGAGAAAGGAACAGAAACCGAAUGUGUGGAGAAAUAGAGGAGUUCCUGGAUAACCUGCAAAACUAAGAGCCUGUAAUACAGAGAGAGCGUCUCCCUGUACUGUGUUUGGAACAACAUCAGGUCUAAAUCAAGAAUAAUUAUUGUAGUUAAAUAAUAAUUAAAUUAAACUCUCUCCCCAAACAAAUCCGAGACUGUACUGAUCCAUCCAACUUCAGAUCACUGAUCAAAACUCACCUUAUCAGAACUGCUUUUAAUGAUUUUCAUAAUAAAUUAUUGUUGAGUGUU
Messenger RNA from Dicentrarchus labrax (European seabass), 1547 nucleotides. RefSeq names its product interferon-induced protein with tetratricopeptide repeats 5-like. NCBI's taxonomy places the organism in Eukaryota, Metazoa, Chordata, Actinopteri, Moronidae. Gene Ontology annotation, biological process: defense response to virus. Gene Ontology annotation, molecular function: protein binding. The transcript has 2 exons. Bases 15 to 1328 code for a protein of 437 amino acids. Gene Ontology annotation, cellular component: cytosol. The record is from RefSeq and is a predicted model, not a curated record.